This is a messenger RNA of Mytilus californianus (California mussel), 7065 nucleotides long. RefSeq lists its product as uncharacterized. Gene Ontology annotation, molecular function: interleukin-17 receptor activity. The record is from RefSeq and is a predicted model, not a curated record. The transcript has 11 exons. Lineage: Eukaryota; Metazoa; Mollusca; Bivalvia; Mytilida; Mytilidae. Bases 4456 to 6552 code for a protein of 698 amino acids.
UUAUACCGAGUUUUAUUAGAAAUUUUGAAUUUUACAGUUGUAAUCUUUUUAAACACCUGAAAUUGAAGAUACAUUUGACCAAUUGUAGGAACCAUUGUAUAGAAUAGGAAUGUUUCCACUAUACAAUUACUCUACGAAACAACAUAAAGAUGAGAAAAGCAGUAAUCUAAAAAAUCGCUGAAAAUGAUAAAAUCAAAAAACUUAUAUUUAACGUUCACACAUUUUUUUUUAUAUAUAAGAUAGAAGAAGAAAAUUAUGCCUAGAAAUCUAUGUUAUUUUGUUUUUCUGAAUGUUCCGCGAUUGAUACCAAUACUGAAAACAUACAGUAGACCAGUUUUACCAAAUGAUAAAACUUCUACUUGUUUUAUUUCAUUUAAUCACAUUACCCUUUUCACUAGAUGUGUGUUCAAUAUUAACAUUAUCAAUUUCAUGCGACGGAAGCGCUUUUCUGGAUUUACCUUCAUCAGGAACGCUCAAAACCGAAUAUUUGAAAGCCUAGGAUAUUUAAGAUCCGAAACAUUUGAAAAGCUUUAUGACCAAAAUGAACCUAAAAAUGAUAACCAAUUGCAUCUAAGGUCUACUUUGCCUAAUUCUAGUUAUAUUAUAAUUGAUACUAUUGUUGCUACAAUUGGUCAACAUUUAUAAAUGUUUUCAAACGCUGUUUUUUUUUAUAUGAAAAACUGCACAUUUGAGACAGAUAUAACUUUAUCAUAUUUAUCUCACUAGAUGUAUUCUAAAUCUAAUGAUCUUAUAUUUAGGUAAAGAUGUAGUGAUAACAUCUCAAAAACAGUCAUCAACAGUAAAAACUUCAAAAUCACAACACACAGCGGUUGAAACUGACCACACAAAUGACCAUGUUUUACAGAGCGUUCUUAUUUUUUUUUUUUGCAUUUUUUGCUUGUAGUAGUAAUAGGUGUAAUACUACAAAAUCCGGUUUCAUACUAUUAAAGGUCGAAAAAAUAUUCCCUUUGAUUAGACAGUUGUACGAAGUUAACCCUGCAUUUAAUUGCAGAAAAAAAAAUCUUGAGUCAUAAACAUGUAUCUUGGAUGUUUCAAAGCACAAUUAUUUUUUUAUUUGGUGUUUCUAUAAAAUAUUUUGGACACUUGAGGUUACAUGGUUACAUAAGCUUGUAAACAGUAAGGAAAGGGUGAACAUUUGAUUGGUUAACUUCCCAGUGAUGGUUAUUAUCUUAUAUGCAAUUACAUGUUUUGUGACAUUUUGUCUGUAGUACUGGACAGGAUAAAACUUUACUCUUGCCAAGUAUUUUUUUAUUUGAAACAAAAAUAAAUUCUGCACAAUUUUUUGAAAAGUGCCAAUUUAACAAAGACUGAGUCAGUCGAUACUGAGAUACAGAACAUGUACCGUUAUUGAACCCAAAUAUUAGGUUGUCUUGUGUUUGAGGGCUCCCAUAGAGUGCGAAAGGUGUGUUCGAUCCCUGAUUGUAAUAAACCAAAAACAUUUGCUGCUUGGUUAUAAUUUUCAACAAGUGUUUUAUAACGGUACUUAGAACAACUCUUACACAACUUGGUCUAGUGCUUUAUACUGUUGUCGCGUAUGGAAUGUAAAAAGAGAGUGAUAUGGUUUAUCAAUUCAUUGCACAAAAUCCCUACACGAAAAGCAAUGGAAAUAUCGUGUUAAUGCUUUUCAUUAUCUCAAUAUUACAUUCUUGAUUGGACGUUCAGUCUUGAUCAAAAGCUUACACCUCUCUGGAGUUCUUAAUGACGACGAAUAUUUUCAGCUUUGAAUUUAUACAUGUUUUCUUUUGUUUUUUUUUUUCCAGAUCAACUAGCUAAGGACACAAUAAAUAAUUCAAUUAUUAUCUUAAUCUUAAGUAAAGAUGAUAGAUCCACAUAUUUAAAGUGAUGAAACAUCUAUAAUAUCGGCUACGACACUGAACCGUAAUUUCAGUCUUAGUAACCUAAUGAAGCAGGUCCAUGAUUUUGAUAGAGAGUUCCUACCUGAAAAUGAUAACAAUGAUAUAUCGAGUCUUAGUUAAUCAAAAAGCGUUAUGAUGAGCAAUAAUUGGUUGAUAGUUAUAGACGGUAUUAAAAGGUUUGGCUAUAUUUAGCAUUAUUACGAUAUGGAAUACAUUAUCAACAUAAUGACAACCAUGAGACAGUAUCGUAUUUUUGCCAAUCUGUGAUUACUUUAUAUAUAUUUUCCUUCGCUGUAUUUUAUCAUUAUCAUUAUGUUAUACAAACAAAAUAGUGUUUGUCCAUUUUUUCUUAAUUUGUUAUUUCCUUUUAUUAGACUUACAAUACUUCAUUUUUUAAGAUCUUUCAACUCGUUCUAAUCUGAAUAAGGGUUUUUGUACGAAAAUCUUCUUCCUCAGUAUUUUAGGCUAGUGAUAUCAUUAACUGCACUAUAGUUGUCAUGACUAUAUGACAAAUUGAUAAAUAAAAAUCGUGUAUAUAAACAAUUCGAACGUCUAAUAUCUAUUUUGUUUUAAAUGAUUUAGAAUUUUAUGUAAGCAUUUAAUUUUAGUAUCUAGUCUUUAUUUGUAUGUAAAAACUCACCAGAGAUACAUAUGUAUAAGUAAUAUUGGUCAUGAACAAUAGUUUUAACAUUGUGGACUUUGUGUGUUAUUAUAAAUUCUACGUAAUACUUGUCGUGGCGAUAUAGCCAUUUUGCGAUCGCUCGACGUAUGCAGUUUGAUUUUAUAUCAGUUAAUCAAACAAUAGCAAAACGAUUAUUUUGCAAAUAAAAACCGAUAAUAUUAAAAAAAAUAUAUUAAUAAAGAUAUUCAAAGUAGAACAUUGUAUAAUUUCAAAGAAUAUGGAACAUGCGUAAACAAAUAGCUAGUAUUAAUCGAUUAAGAUGGACAUAAGUAUGAGUCAUAUGCGACUUUUCGCGAUACAUUUCAUAAAAAAAAAAAAAACACUGUUCCUUCAAGAAUUUUUUUUUAGUUUAUUUUUGGUUGGAUUUUAGGAAUUUUUGGUCCUCAAUGCUCUUCAUCUUCGUACUUUAUUUGGCCUUUUUUAAACUUUUUUAUUUUUGAGCGUCACUGAUGAGUCUUUUGUAGACGAAAAGCGCGUCUGGCGCAAAUACAAAAUUUCAAUCCUGGUAUCCAUGAUGAGUUUAUUUAUUAACUUGGUACCACUAGAAGCAGAAUUGUCAUAUUUUGAAUUUUUAUUUGUUUCGAAUUUUAUAAUGAACAAGUGUCAUUUUCUGACGAUUUGAUCACGAGUUGUUUCUUUUUGUGUGUCAUGAAGUUUGCUUUUUAUUAAGUGUGUUUACUUUAGGAGAAAAAAAAAAGUAAGACUAAGUAAUCACCAAAUGAACAAAUAGAAUUCAGACAAUUCUGAAUUUUUCUAUACCUGGUUUUUUUAAAUUUUAAGCAUGUAAUAUAAAUUAUUCCUAGAAUACGUAUACGUGUACGCAUUUCAAAUGAAACAAGUCCCAACGUUUUUCAAAUGAUUCAAGUCACCAUCUGUAUGUGAGUCUAUGUCCCUUUGAGUAUACAAAAAAUGCUUUAUGUAAGAUUAACAAAAGUACUCGGAGAGAAUGCUGGUCGUUUGCUUUGAUGCAAAUCAUUUUGUAUGUUAAAUUCUGUAUUCGCAGCAGAAAUCACAUUAAGAAUAAAAAAUCACACUCGGCCCAAUGCAACAUUGGUCAACUACUCUUGCCUCCUCUUGAGAAUUAUACAUUGACAAAAUAUACACUACUCAAGCAUGUUUGCGCACAAUUUUACAAAUAAGGAAAGGUCUGUUAUAGGUCCCACCCAGCUAGUACAAACUGGACAUUUCUAGUACGAAAUGGUCCUUGGUGUCGUAUAUAAAAUAGUGGAUCUAGCAAGUCUUUGAUUUAAAACAGAGUUUUUUCUAAGUAUAUCAAACUAAAGAUUUAUGCUUCUGGUGAUUAUUUUUUAGAAACUUCUGUACUAAUGGAUCUUGAAUAGUUGAGUUGUUCAAUUCAAAAUUCUGAUUAUUAUGUUUUGUUUUAAAUGAAAUGUGAUGUUUUAGAAACAUAAUAGGAAAGAAUCUAAAUAACGCUCAACAUAUUUAUAAAGCCAUGCACAAGUUAAUAAAACCUCCAUUAACCAAAGUUUUUUAUGUGAACAAGUAUCAAAUUCGGGAUAUUCCUGACAUACAUUUGCUUUAACAUCAUUCAUGCAUCAAUAAUAGUUUUAACUAUUAACUCUGUUUUACUUGGUCAGAUACUUACUAUUGUGUAUGGUUAAGUCCUAAACCCGAUACCCGUGAAAAAAUAUUCGGUUACAAACUUUGUGAUGUUAAGAUCUACUUUUAUUCACUUAAAUAUUUACUGACGCAAUGAUAUGUUAUCUUAUAUAUCAUUUUGAUUUGAAAGUUUUAUUUAAUAGUGUCAACAUUUAUGAAUUUUAAAUUAAAGUUACUUUUAAUUCAAACAAUACAGAUUGUUUUCGUCGAAUAUAUGAUGAAGUAUAGAAUUACAAUUUACUGUGGUUUUAACACAUGCCAUGAUGGAAUGAAGACAUGCCACUCGGAAUAACUAGCUGCAAUGAAGACAUGUGGUACUUAAAUGUAUUUUUCCUUUUGUCGUGUAUACCAUAUACAAGUUGCUUCAAUCUGACAUGCUACUCACAACAAGACAACUCAGCUCUCAAAUUCCAUUGCACAGCCAUCAAGUACGAAAAGGAAAAUUGUAGUGACAAUGUCCUGUCAACUAUAUAUGGAGCUCUAUAUGGACAAAAAUAUUGGGCAGCAAAACCACAUGACUUGCAGCUAAUACCAAUACAAGAAGAGUACUUAAGAACAACUCGAUUCUAUCCUGGAUUUCUAGUAGUAGUUCAACCUCCUAGAACAGGUUUUAUACAAAAUAUCAGAGGAUUCCACUUAAAUUACGAAGAAUUGGACAAAAAUCUGAGAAAAUGUAUCAUUAUUGUAAUAACCAAUGUUACCUUAGACCACACUCAUAGAGAUAAUAAUUUGAAAUUUGAAAUUAAAUUAUGGCCUUUGAAUGGAAAUAAAGAUUUCUCCAUUACAUCAUGGACACUCCCAAAACCCCCUGAGAGUGAACACAAUACAAAUCUGAUAAGAUAUGGUAGAACUGGAAAAUGGCAAUGGGGUUUGACAGACGCACCAAGGGACUGGAUAACAACUAUUUCUUACUUUAGUAACAUAGAGGAUAUGUACAUAAGGAUCUGGUUUGUUCCCGCUCCUGUGGAAUACAAAUUUUCACAAUAUAAUGUUUUGUUAGAAAAAAUCUUGUCCGGAGAGGAAACAGAUUUUGAAGAUAGAAUAACGAUAGAAGACAUCAGGAUAUCCCAGGUAGACUACACAUUUCUAAAUGUUAAACCCGGAAGAUACAGGAUUUUGGUUCAGCCAUUUGAUGACAACUGCAGUUGUAAAUCCAAUAGAAACAAUUGUGGACAGUGUAUACGAACAAGAACUUCUGUUAUUAUUGUGGCCGCGACAGGUGAAAUGCCUUUAGCAGUCACAAGAAGAACUGUAAGAACUUUGAGUUUACAACGAACUUCACCCGACCCAAUGCGAGCUGCAUUAACCCCGAUCAUAAGUAAAACACCUAAUCAGGAUAUUAUACCCAGUGUUCUCGGAUUUAUUGCAUUUCUCCUAGCGAUAAUUAUAAUUGUUGAAUGUUACAAAUUCUAUAAAGUUUCAGAAAACAGAAAUUCUUAUACAGAUGUGAAUAUAAAUAACACAGAUGUUAAAGCCUUAAAUGGUAGGUCAGGGACAGUAGCCAUUGUAGCGGCAGAUGACGACGACCUACAUAACACAUUAGUCAUGUCUUUUGUUAUUUUCCUGCAAGAAACUUGUAAACUCAAUAUUUUAUUUUAUCCCUUGUCUCAGUCUAAGAAUAAAAACCGCUGGAUCGACAAUGCCGUGAAUAAAUCAGAUCAUAUGGUAUUUGUUUUAUCAAAGUGUUCAGUAAAUCAGUAUGCACAGUGGGUAGAGUCGGCGUAUAGACAAAAUAAUGACAGUUUAUUUAUGGAAUGUCUUGAAACUGCUUUAAAUAAUUCAAUUAGCAAUAAUGACAUAUCAAAUAAGAUCAUUCUUGUUCAGUUUGGACAUAGUCAAAAUAUACAGGUUCCCUUUGAUCUUUGCAACAAACACCAGUAUCUGUUAGUAAAACAGCUCAAUGAAUUUCUCGGUCAUAUCAACGGUUUUCAUCCAUGGGAAGAAGACUUUAACCAGUUUUGCGACCAACGUAAUGAUAAUAUUCUAACGUCUAAAGGAGGCAGAAAUUUUAUAAAGGCAUUUAAAGAAGCGUUGGGAAAUAAUUCAGAUAGUGGAUUGCCAGCGAGGGAGCCAUCGUUGAAAUCAAUUCAUCCAAACAUCAAUUCAAACGUUUUCAGAAAUGCUUUCAUCAGCUUCAAUCGGUCAAAAGAGAAAGUAUGUAUCAAUGCGGGAAAUUUUUGGACAGGUUUUAACGAAGCAACAGAGAGUAAUUUGCGUACUGUUUCUGACAGUGGGUUGGCUCCAAGUGAGCCAAAUAUAGAUUUUAUACCGCCAAACAUACAAGACGAAAUUCGAAGCUAUGAUAUCGAUAGCAUUGACCAAGAAGAAGAGAUAAAACGUUUUAAUGAAAAAAAUUCACAAUAUUGUGAGUGAUAUUUUAAAAUAAGCCUACAUCUAGAAUAUGCCCGCUUUGUUUACCAUUUGUAUCACAGUCCAUUCUAAUACGUUUAUAUUGUGACAAUACUUAUCGUUCUGGCUAAACGUAUGUGUUGAUCAUUUGUAUCACAGUCCAUUCUUACGACCAAAUACGUUUAUAUUGUGACAAUACUUAUCGUUCUGGCUAAACGUAUGUGUUAAUUAACAUUUGUAUCACAGUCCAUUCUUACGACCAAAUACGUUUAUAUUGUGACAAUACUUAUCGUUCUAACUAAACGUAUGUGUUUAACAUUUGUAUCACAGUCCAUUCUUACGACCAAAUACGUUUAUAUUGUGACAGUACUUAUCGUUCUGGCUAAACGUAUGUGUUUACCGUUUGUAUCACAGUCCAUUCUUACGACAAAAUACGUUUAGAUUGUGACAAUACUUAUCGUUCUGGCUAAACAUAUGUGUUUAACACUUUGUAGCAAAUUUAACAAUUUGUCUGAUUAAAUGUCUCAUAAUUUUUUA